ACCAACGCCGCUGCCAUUCCAAUAUGGCGGUCAAACAAUCAACAUUUUGAUAAAGGUUGUUUUUCAACAAAAUCAGAAUUGUUAUACACAAUUUUUAUCUACAUAUUGCAAGUACAGAUUUCUAUCUACUGGAUUUGUUCAAAAAAUUAGUCAAAAAUUCGAUUGAUUAAUUUUCCAAUAAGACAAUAUUCGUUGGUAUCGAUUCAGUCCGAUUUACUCAAAGAAUUUUUCAAUUUUACAAAGCAUUUCUGAAGCUGAGGAGGUAUGCGAGUUGUAUUAUAGCCUCUUAUAUAUCUUUCGUUAGAAGCAAAUAUGAACAGCUCUCUGGACAUAGAUUUAUGGCUGGCAAAUCUAAAAGAAACCAAGCCACCAUAUAAAUGUCCAUUUGAAGAUUGCGAAAAAUUAUAUAAGAGUUAUGGAGGAAUAACAUCUCAUAUGCAUAGCACUCAUUAUGACUAUAAAAAUGUUGGUUCACCAUCACCUUCGCGAAAAAGCAAGAACAGCAAGAAGCUUACUACUUCUCCAGAUACAAUAACCCAGCCAAGAGAUACACUGACCUAUGCUGAUGCUCAAAAAAUUGUUGAAAUUGAACUGGAUGGAAAAAUCCAUCGAUUAAAUAUAUACGAAAUGUUAAAUGUUGUUUCGCAAGAGAAUAUAGAUAACAUGGACAACGCCAAAAGGGAACAAGCAAAGGAAAUGUUGCGUUCUCAGUCAGGGGGUGACGCUGAGAAGAGAGAAAAAGAAAAAGAGAAAAUAAGACUCCCUGAACCUUCUUUCAGAAUUAUAGAAAACUAUCAGCCUUGCGUAGCACCCUCAAGGACUCAAGCUUACUUUAGAUAUAUGGAAAAAUCGCCAGAAGAUCUUGAUGAGAUGGUUGAAUACGAUAUGGAUGAGGAGGAUUUUGCUUGGCUACAAUUAAUUAAUGAAACUCGAGCUAAUGAAAGCGUCUCUUUAAUUGAUCGUGAAACAUUUGAAUUGCUGAUUGACAGAUUUGAAAAGGAAGCUGCCUUUCAAAAUUCAAAUUGUGAUCAAAAGGACAUUGAUGACGAUGCUUUGUGCUGCAUUUGUCUGGAUGGCGAAUGUCAGAAUAUGAAUAUGAUCCUAUUUUGCGAUAUGUGCAACCUUGCUGUUCAUCAGGAAUGUUAUGGUGUACCAUACAUUCCGGAAGGACAAUGGUUGUGUAGGCGUUGCUUACAAAGUCCAUCAAGAGCAGUUGAAUGUUGCCUUUGUCCGAAUAAAGGAGGAGCAUUCAAGCAAACUGAUGAUGGACGAUGGGCUCAUGUCGUUUGUGCUCUAUGGAUUCCCGAAAUCGGAUUUGCGAACACUGUAUUUCUAGAACCAAUAGAUAGCAUAGAUAGAAUUCCACCAGCCAGAUGGAAAUUAACUUGCUAUAUAUGCAAGCAACGUAACAUUGGUGCUUGUAUUCAAUGCCAUAAAACCAACUGCUAUACCGCCUUCCAUGUUACCUGCGCUCAGCACGCUGGUUUGUAUAUGAAGAUAGAACCUGUAAGAGAGUCCGCUGAUUCGAACACAACGGUUGGCGUACGCAAAACAGCGUAUUGCGAUGUUCAUUCACCAGCCGAUUGUCAAAACAUGCCAAUGAUUGACAAUGGAGCAUCUUCUGAAGAAGAUCGGCAAGCAACUCCUUCAACACCUGCUCAAUUAAAGGCAAAGAGUCGAAAUAGAAUGCGAAAGGCUAGAAAAGUUUUAGCUGAGAGAAGAGCUGCUGCACCUGUUAUUUCAAUACCGGUUUUAACUCAAAAAAGAGUUUCUGUUAUCUCAUCAAAAAUUAAUGUUCAUGGCAAAAAAGAAUUCAUGCAAAAACUGCUUGGGUAUUGGACCUUGAAGCGACAGAGCAGAAAUGGUGUGCCUCUCCUAAGAAGAUUACAGAGCAAUCACAUGAACAGAAUAAGAGAUCAGAAAGAAGACGACGAUACAGAGGAAGCAGAGAUGAAACAACAACUAAAGUACUGGCAGAGACUUAGACACGAUCUGGAAAAGGCGCGCCUGCUUGUUGAGUUGAUAAGAAAACGAGAAAAAAUUAAGAGAGAUCUAAUAAAAAUUAAGCAGAAAGAAGUUCGAUUGCGGAUGCAACCUCUGAAUACUAUGUUACUUGGAAUUUUAGACAGAUUAAAAAGUUUAGAUACAAACUCUUUCUUUGCUGAACCAGUUUCCGAAAAAGAGGCCCCUCAAUAUAGAGAGCUCAUAGAAAAACCCAUGGAUUUCUCUACUAUGCACGAAAAGAUUGAAACUAAUUGUUAUCUCAGUAUUGAUGACUUUGAAGAAGAUUUCUCAUUAAUAAUCAAAAACUGUACAACGUAUAAUGAUAAAUAUACUAUUUACUAUCGUGCAGCGUUAAAAUUAAGGGACUCUGGGGGAACAGUUAUAAGAGCAGCAAAGAGACAAGUCGCUAAAAUCGGCUACGACAAAUCUACUGGUUUACACUUGAACAGUCCUCCAUCAAGUCCUGUACAGGAAGAAAUAGACGUCCUGGACGCAGAAGCUCGAUCAAAGUUACCAAUGAGUCGACAAUUGGAUAUGCUUUUAGAUAAAUUAGACGAGUGGACAGCAAAACCCCAGAAAAAGGGAAAACAGAUCAAACUAGUUAAAAAAGAAAUAAAUAAAUUACGGCGGGCUAUGGCAGCUCAGAAAAGAAGGCGUUCAACUGAUGGAGUAUCGGAUUCCAGUGAAGAUGAUGACGCUUACAGUCCCGGUGUUUCUGGUGAUGAGGAUAAGGAGGAAGAUAAAACAUUAGUGGCCGAAGAUACUGAUUCGGAAAAGGAGAGAUCAACUAGGAGUCGGCGGAAACCCAAAUCGGAGGAAAAGGAAGACAAAGAAAAUCAAGAUAAGUCUUGCGACGAUACCGGUUUUGAGGUUCCUCUGCCCACUCCUGAAAAGACAAAAAAGAAAAGGGGUCGCAGCGGCAAGAGAACUACCAGAAAGAAAAGCACGACUCCGCCGAAUAGUCAGUCAAUAUCUCCUUGUAGAACUCCGGCCACUCCUCGAACUCCUCGUUCACCUCAAUCAAAUUUCUGCAAGAGCCCAUCCAGGGCUCCUUCGUCUCCCACGCCGAAUUCCCCUUCAAUCAGCUCGCCGCAGCCGUGGAUGUUGAACAAGGAUAGUUUCCGUCAAUACAGAGGCCAACGCGAUAUUCUCAGCGCGACCGAUAAUGAAACCGAGGUCCGUAGCUGAAAAAUCGCUAAAUAUCGCUAAAAUUUAGUACGCUUUAUCGCAAAUAUAACAAAGGCCGUGUUGAUGCAUAGGUGUCGGACGACGGUCGGAUAGGCGGAACGGAAUCGGACAUAGCAUCACCUCCCCCCGUUUCACAGGAGGUCGGCCACAGAUACUCAAGACGACCACGUCAACCGCGAAUGCGCUUCGUAGCGGGUGUUACUCCAGGUUCAGCAGAUCCCGAAGAAGAUGUCGACUCGCUGAUCGAGCUGCACCCUUUAGAUCUGGUAUGGGCGAAAUGCCGCGGUUAUCCGUGGUAUCCCGCCCUCAUAAUAAAUCCAAAAAUGCCAAGAAAUGGUUACCUACACAAUGGUGUACCUAUUCCCCCUCCUCCAGCUAGAGUUUUAGCAUUACAAAAUAAGUAUGAACAAAGAGUCUUUCUAGUUUUAUUUUUUGAUAAAAAAAGAACAUGGCAAUGGUUGCCAAGAUCUAAGUUAGAACCUCUAGGUGUUGAUUCUGGUUUAGAUAAAGUUAAAUUAAAUGAAAACAAAAAAAGUAAAGAUAUGAGGGCAAUGAGAAAAGCGUAUCAAAAAGCUAUUCAGCAUAGAUGUUUAGUAACUGGUGAACAAUUACCUUCUGUUACUAGAACAAGUGAGAAUAGCGAUGAUGAGGAGGAUGAUGAUAGCGAAGAAAGUGAUGCCCACAGCGAAAAGGAUGAUAGAGAUUUAUUAAGUAAGACUGAAGACGUACCGGAGGAUGUUGAAAUGAAAGCUGUAGAUGAGGAGGGAAUAGUAACCUGAAUAUAGUAAAAUAAAAUUGUUAUUGUUGUAUUGUAUAGACUGUUAAAUGAUUCGUAUUUAAAAAAGAAAAAUACUAAUGGUAUUAGGUAUGAAAACCAACUUGAAGUGUAUGUACAGUCUGUAUAUAAAAGAAUUGUCUACUCGUUACAUUUAAUAUUUAAAUAAUAAAUAAAAACUUGGUUCACUUCUCUUAAA
Dimorphilus gyrociliatus is the source of this 4166-nucleotide messenger RNA. The record is from the annotation of a GenBank genome assembly. Lineage: Eukaryota; Metazoa; Annelida; Polychaeta; Dinophilidae.